AUGGCUCUCUGCACUGCCUCCAGACAUGAGAACAUCGCCGUCGCCAUAACCACCGCUGCUGAACGUGCUGCGGCACAACCUCCACCCAACGCAGGCGAAGCGGGCAGACUCUCCGGCGAAGCAUCGCAUCAGCCCAUAGACGACAAUGAGUUUGCCGCGGAGCCACCGCCGAGGCCGGAAGAGGACGACGACGACAUCCCAUACCCCGAGCCCGAAGACGAGACCCAGCUUCAACCGCCGGCGGACUUCAAGCCAUUCUUUACUUUGAUCGAAGAUCCGGUGACUCGCGAGCACCAUCAUCCAGUAGUACAUUAUGUCUUUGCCGAUGACGAUCAGGACAUAAUCACGAAUGCUGCUCUAGAAACUCUGCCGCCCAAGCGACCGGAUGCCAAUGAAGUUGAGGAUAGAUUCGUCGUCGUAGAUAUGGCUGCAGAUGGCAAGGAAGUCGUGAACGCAACCUCUCUGUCAGUGAAUUGGCAAGGCUUGACGACCAAGGUAGCACAAGCUCCAAGCUGGGGGGAUGACAGCAACCUAGCAGAUAGAGGACUGAUGCUACACAUUUCUGGUCGAGAAGCGAGGGAAGAAAAGAGAAGAACCAAAGGGGAUGUACAAGCUUUGCUCACGGCAUUUGAUGACCAUCUUGAUGAUCUGAAUGGCCUGCUCGGAGACGAGGACGCUGGAACGGCCCACGAGCCGCCUGCUCUGCGAUGA
Pseudocercospora fijiensis CIRAD86 is the source of this 711-nucleotide messenger RNA. RefSeq lists its product as uncharacterized. NCBI's taxonomy places the organism in Eukaryota, Fungi, Ascomycota, Dothideomycetes, Mycosphaerellales, Mycosphaerellaceae. Bases 1 to 711 code for a protein of 236 amino acids. The transcript has 3 exons. The record is from RefSeq and is a predicted model, not a curated record.